AUGCUCUUUGCUACAACUUGCACUUGCUCAACCUCAAGCGCAUCUGGAAAUGAUGAAAUCUCUUUAGUUAUGUUUAUGACCAGCGAAUAUGUUAUCGCGACAACAAGUGAUCUCCUAAUAUCCAGUAAGAGUUCCAUGCUUUUAUCCGUGCAAUCGUCAAUGCAACCAACUAGUCCACCACCGACAGCACCUACCACAAUAACUCCAUCGCCAACUACUACCACCAAUCCAUGCCAAGGAUCGAGAGCUUGUGGUAAUACUGCUACCUGUGUAAGUAAAUCGGCAGGCUUGUCAUUUUAUUGUCGAUGUAAAGAAGGUCAUUAUCUUCGAAACGAAUCUCUACCAAUGGUCGAGAAUCAAUCCGGUGACAAUUGCCGACCUGGACAAUUUCUUGGUGGUAAUUUAACUCUUGAUACGACAUAUACUCCUGAGUUAGCCAAUAAAAGCAGCACUCAAUAUAAAAAUUUAGUGGCUACUGCCAAGCAAAAGUUGGAAGGAGUGCUACGGCAAGAAUAUGGAAAUGUAUUUGAACGUGUUGUGAUUGAUAGAAUUAGAAAUGGAAGCAUUAUCUUUGAUUUCCGCAUCAUCAUGAGAUCAAAUUCAACAAAUAAUGCAACUCAAAUAGCCUUGACCAUUUCCGACCUAGUAACAACAGUGGGAAAUGCCAACGUUUCAAAAACUUAUGUAGCAGCACUUGAUGUAUGCGUUGGAAGUAAUCGCCCAUGUUUAAGUACAAAUCAAGUUUGUACUCCUACAAAUGGAGGCUUUCAAUGUGGAAAUUGUCGGACUGGUUACCGCUAUAAUAGUUCGACCAAUAUUUGUAAUGAUAUCAAUGAAUGCAUAGCCCAACCAUCAUUCUGCCAUAAUCAGAAUCGUACUUGUACAAAUGCCGUUGGCUCAUUUAGCUGCCAGUCUUGUCCAUCUGACAAGCAAUACGAUAGAGUCAAUAGAAGUUGCGUUGUUGCAGUAUCGUGUACUCCAAAUCCUUGCAGAUAUAGUGGCACCUGUAUACAAAUACGUAAUGCUAAUAGCAUCACUUGCAAGUGCAUUAUUUUUUUCAAAGGUGAUCGAUGCCAGAACUUGACUGAUAUCGGUAUUGCUAUCAUUGCUAUUGGUAGUACGGUGGUAAUUCUGAUUAUUUUAGCUAUUACUGCCGUUUGCUAUUACGUUCGUACCAAACGAAAAGGAGUACGCCAUCCAACUCGGCAAUGCGCUGGAGUAAAUGAAAGUGAACAGAUUGUCAUGGAUAAAUUACUGAAACCACAAAUCAGAGCCGCUCAGUUAGAAACCAAUGUGCCUACAAGACCUUAUGCGGGUGAAAUUGGUGGCAAACACACAAGUGUAACUUACGAAGAUAGGCAAAUGUUGACUAGAAGUAAAGUAUUUGAAGAAUAA
Trichoplax adhaerens is the source of this 1395-nucleotide messenger RNA. RefSeq lists its product as uncharacterized. NCBI's taxonomy places the organism in Eukaryota, Metazoa, Placozoa, Uniplacotomia, Trichoplacea, Trichoplacidae. Gene Ontology annotation, molecular function: calcium ion binding. The record is from RefSeq and is a predicted model, not a curated record. The coding region runs from base 1 to 1395 and encodes 464 amino acids. The transcript has 10 exons.